Pipra filicauda (Wire-tailed manakin) is the source of this 2997-nucleotide messenger RNA. It is a transcript of the gene UCN, whose product is annotated as urocortin. NCBI's taxonomy places the organism in Eukaryota, Metazoa, Chordata, Aves, Passeriformes, Pipridae. The record is from RefSeq and is a predicted model, not a curated record. Gene Ontology annotation, cellular component: extracellular region. Bases 2581 to 2886 code for a protein of 101 amino acids. The transcript is spliced from 2 exons. Gene Ontology annotation, molecular function: hormone activity.
CGACAGCUCCACUCUGCCUUGUCCCAAGGCACUGAGUGUGGGGCUGUGGACCGCAGGCUGAUGGGAUGAGCUGCCCCACUGACUGGGUGAGGAGAGGGGGCUCCAACAGAGGGUGGAUGGUGGCUUAGGGGAUCACCAGGUUCCACUGCAGCUGUUCCAUGGGCUGUGACAGUGCCCUCACUGCUACAGAACAGUGGGACAAGGUGAAUGGUGUCAGGGUUCCAGCACUGGGUGCAGAGUCCCCACAGGGUCAGGGUGUGCUCAGUGCAGGGCUGUGCAUCCUGGGAGGCUGUGGGAAGGGUGGGGAGUAGGGCUGAAGCUGGGGCUGGGACAGGGCUGCCACCACCAGCACUGCUGCCCCGUGGGGAUGUGUGUCCGUGCUCACCCUACACCAGGAGUGAGCAGACACAACCCAGCUCACACAGCACAUCCCAACCAGGGGCUUCGAGUGGAGCUGGUAGGAUCGUGGUGGUUCACCUCACCCCCGCAGGGCCUUGAGCCCCAGCCCCCUCGGUCUCACUGUGGCAGCCCCAUGCAGCUGGACAGAGCCAUCCCCUUGGUGCUGGCAUCAGCUGGGUUCUGGGGGCUGCCAGCAUGGCCCUUAUGGAGAGGAUGCACCAUCUAUCCUUCCUCCCUCGCCUUCACUCCUGCCCUGGGCUGGCCUGGGCUUUGGGGCUACUCUAGGCAGGUGAGUACAACCCGAAGCAUAGAGGAGCUGAAUCCUGCUCCUGUGCACUCAUCUGGGGAUGGGGCCAUAGAGCCCAUCCAGCUGCUGGCACUCGCCUGAGGGUGAGGAAUGGGAAGGGGUUGUGGCUGCAGCCCCCAGCAGCGCUUGGUAGAGCAGCACAGGGCUGGGGCCAGGUGAUGGAACCAUGCAUGGAUGGCACCAGGGCCUCAGGGGGACCUCAAGCCUUGUGUGGGCUUGGCCCAGGCUCUCUCCAGUGUGUGGAGUGGGUGCUGUGGGUGGCAGGGUUUUGCAGUCCGGAAGCACUGAGCCUCUUGCAGCUCUGUCUGAGGGUACAGGAGGCUCUGGGGUGUCAGCAGUGAGUGAGCUGCAAGCAUGGCAUGAGCCACGUGGCGUGAGCCACUUGUCCCCAGGAGUAGCUGCCCCAUGGCAUGGGGCUGCCAAGGCUUGGGGGCCUGAGCCCAGCCCCUGCUGAGGGCUGUGCCCUGCCGCUGUGGGAAGCGGUGCCGAGUGCCAGCCUUCACGCCAGAUCAUGUCACGGGGCCAUGGCACUGUGUGCUGCCUUGCUGCGAGCAGGGCUGUGCCCCACUGCCCCUGUGCCACCUGGUGUGGGACACACCGUGCAAGGGGCCAGACUGAGCCUCUGUCCCCAGAUCUGCCCAACACUGGCACCGUGGAAGGAGCCCAAUCUGGGCCUAGCUGGGCACCUGCACCAGCGUCGGUUCUGGGUGUUGGCUUGGCUGCAGUUGGGGUUAGGGGGUCUGCACUCGGGGGUCUGCUGGCAGUGGUGUGGUGCACUCGGGCGUCUGCCAGCAGCAGUGUGAAGCACUCGGUGGUCUGCUGGCAGUGUUGUGGUGCACUCAGGGGUCUGCCAGCAGCAUGUGGUGCACUCAGGGGGGCUGCCAGCAGUGAUGUGAAGCACCAGCAGCCACCUCACCGUUUGGCAGCGGCGCAGGUGCCCCAUCGGAACACCCUGCAUCGAGCACGCCGCUGCCGACUCCGGUGUCUCCGCUCUAUGACUCACAGGACUUGGCCGGUGCUGCCGCUGCGCUUCGGGGUCUGCAGCUCCUGCACCUCGGCACCACCCACUCUGCCCGGGGCACGGGGCCACAGACAGGCCGGGGGUCCCCCACCCAUGGCCGUCCUGUCCCGGAGUUGCCGGUGCCCGGGGUGUCCCCCCCACGCCCAGGGAUCCCCCCGCACGCCCAGGGAUCCCCCCCACACCCAGGGAUCCCCCCUGCCGCCGCCCACGUUCCCCGCUCAGGACGCCGCUGCUCGAGGCGGCCGCUCGGCCCGGUAACGCGGGGGUCCGUCGACGGGGAGCCACGGCUUAGCCCAAUACAGCUCACCGGUACAGCUCACCGGGAGCUCACCGGUACAGCUCACCGGGAACUCACCGGUACAGCUCACCGGGAACUCACCGGUACAGCUCAACGGCGCGUCCCGGCCGUUCAGCACCGCGGACAGCGGCGGAGAACGGGGCUGGCGGGGGGCAGCAGAGCCGGGAGAGGAAGCGAGGGAACCGGAGGGCCGGGGGAGCGGGGGACAACAUGACCCAAGGCACCUGCUGGCACCGGUGGCGGGACCGCCGAGCCCCUUUGGCGGGCGCCGGAACGGAACCGGAGCGGCGGCCCCCGAGAGCGGGGAGAGCACGGUCUGCCCCGCCGCCGGGGACCCGCUCCCCGCCGCCCCGGUGCCCCCCGCUCCCGCCCCCCGCUCCCGCCCCCCGCCGCCCCGUGCGUGCCCGGCGCUGACGUCAGCCCGGGCUCGGGGCCGAUAUAACCCCCGGACGCGCCGCCGGCUCAGCUCCCGCGGGACGGACCGCGCUCGCUCCGCCGCCAGCACCGGCAGCAACAGGGGACGGGCACAGCGCACCGGGUUCGGAGGGACCGAGGAUGCGGCGGGCGCUGCUCACUCUCCUGCUGCUGCUCGCCCGCUCGCCGCCCGUCGCCGCCCUCCCCGCCGCCACCGACGGCUCCGUCCCGGCGGCCGCGGCCGGGAUCGGGGCUCGGGGCCGCCCGCUCUGGCCGCCGCUGGCGCCGCCGGCCCCGGGGCAGUGGAGAGGGCGGCGGGACGAGCCGCCGCUUUCCAUCGACCUCACCUUCCACCUCCUACGGCACCUCCUGCUCCUCGCCCGCGCCCAGAGCCAGCGCGCCCGCGCCGACUCCAACCGCCGCAUCCUCGACGCCGUGGGACGCUGACCCCCGCCGGGAACCCCCGUAACCCCGGGUCUGCACCGGCCUCCGGCCACCGCCUCGGCCUCUGCGCUGUGGGGCGCCCGGCCCCUCACCGGCAAACGCACCGGCACCGAC